Spinacia oleracea (spinach) is the source of this 1590-nucleotide messenger RNA. RefSeq lists its product as uncharacterized. Bases 1 to 1590 code for a protein of 529 amino acids. The transcript has a single exon. The record is from RefSeq and is a predicted model, not a curated record. Lineage: Eukaryota; Viridiplantae; Streptophyta; Magnoliopsida; Caryophyllales; Amaranthaceae. Gene Ontology annotation, molecular function: nucleic acid binding.
AUGGAGGCAGAUUUCAGCCCGGAAGAACUUUACGAGCUUGAGCAGUCACAACUGUGGGAAGACGCAGAAUUUCGAGAGUAUCAAGAGUAUCAAGACUUCGAUCCAGAAGAAGAGGUAUGUUUUUCAGACGAUUCUGAUGAUGAAAUUGAAGAAAUUGAUGUUGUUGAGUUAGAAGUCCCAUUGAAAAAAGGGGUUAAAACUAAAGAGUUAAGUAACAAAGAAAGAGCAUACAUUGCACAAACUCUAAGCAUGCAGUCUGCUAUUUAUGUAGCAAAUGCGUCAGCAGAAAUUGGUGGUACUAUUCACCCAGGAAAGAAAUCUGUUCCUAACUUUGCAGUAAAAAACCUUGCUACAAAAUUCAACGUGAAUAGAAGUACAAUUAGUAGAAUUUGGGCAAGGGCUAAGAGUCAAAUACUAACUGAAAAUAUCAUUGAUGUUAGAAAUCAGAAAAGGGGAAGAGUCGGAAGAAAGGCCAAGGGUUUUGACUUAGAGAUUCUACUGGCUGUUCCUAUAGAAAAAAGAACAACAAUAAAAGGUCUUUCACUUGCACUUGGGAUGUCUACUGGAACUGUUUAUAGGCUGCUGAAAACAGGACAACUACGGGCUCACACAAAUAGCAUCAAACCAUCACUUAAGCAUCAUCAUAAAAUUGCAAGACUUCAAUACAUAAUGAAUCAAGUCAUUCCAGGAACUGUGAACACACUACCAAAAUUUUCUGAUAUGUAUAAUGUGAUUCACAUUGAUGAAAAAUGGUUUUACAUGAGCCAAGAGACUCAAAGAUUUUACCUUUUCCCAUGGGAAGACGACCCAUACAGGGCAUGUCAAAGCAAAAGAUUCAUAAGCAAGGUUAUGUUCAGUUCUGGGGUUGCAAGGCCACAUAUAUGUUCAGAUGGGAUAGUGCUUUGGGAUGGGAAGAUUGGUAUCUUCCCGUUUGUUGAAGAUGUGGCAGCUAUAAGGAAUUCAAAAAACAGAGACAAAGGAACUAUUGAAACAAAGGCUCUUCAAAGUAUAACCAAGGAGGUCAUCAGAUCUAAGAUGAUAGAGGACUUGCUACCUGCUAUUAAAUCAAAAUGGCCAUCUAAUGCAUGCAAAGACAUUUGGAUACAACAAGAUAACGCACGACCACACAUAAGUCCAAAUCACAGAGAGUUUUUAGAAGCAGCUACACAAGAUGGGUUCAACAUAAGACUCGUAAACCAGCCAGCUCAAAGUCCAGACCUGAAUAUAUUGGACUUGGGAUUUUUCCGAGCAAUUCAGUCAAUUCAAUACAAGUCUUUCCCAGAUUCUGUGACCUCUCUAAUUGAAGCAGUUGAAAAUGCAUACAUAGCCUUGGAUCCCAAAGCAAUGAACUUUACAUGGAUGCAUUUAAAAUACUGUAUGAUUGAAAUUUUGACGGUUCAAGGUGGAAAUAAUUAUAAGAACCCACAUAAGGGGAAGAAGAAGCUAGAGAGAUUGGGUUUGCUACCUACAGAAAUAGAAGUCUCGGAGAAACUUUUGGAAGAAACUACAAACUAUAUGAAUGAGGGGUACAUUGUCAACAAUGUUAUUCAACAGAACAACAUUCAUCACAAUGUUCCAACAACAACUUGA